Nilaparvata lugens (brown planthopper) is the source of this 7507-nucleotide messenger RNA. It is a transcript of the gene mus101, whose product is annotated as DNA topoisomerase 2-binding protein 1-B. The record is from RefSeq and is a predicted model, not a curated record. The transcript is spliced from 25 exons. Gene Ontology annotation, molecular function: protein tyrosine kinase activity. Bases 211 to 4803 code for a protein of 1530 amino acids. Gene Ontology annotation, biological process: DNA replication initiation; mitotic G2 DNA damage checkpoint signaling; mitotic DNA replication checkpoint signaling. Lineage: Eukaryota; Metazoa; Arthropoda; Insecta; Hemiptera; Delphacidae.
UUGCAAACUGACUGAAACAGUUUUGUGAUGUCGGCGCUCUUCGUGUUUUCUAUUUUUCAAUUCUUUUUAAAAAUUAAUUACAUUGCAAUAAAUUGCAAUCAAUAGAAUUAAAUUUUAAAAUUUGAUUAUUCAGUUUGUGCCGGCUUCCAAGUGUUUUUUCCUUACUGUACUUAGUUCAUCUUUUUAGUCUUCUGAAUAGUAUCCAGAAACAUGCUCUCGGUAAAAGAUAUGAGCAUUCACUUCCUCGUAACCAGUGAGAAUGACAAGGACAUCAGCGAUGAAAUGAAAAAAACAUUUCAAGACUGCAAAGAGGCAGGAUUGAAACCGAAAUUCGUAACUGAAGCUGCUGUGAAAGAGUUAUUGAGGGAGGAGAAAACGAAUAAGUCUAUUAUUGUCGAAAAAUUUGAAGGACAUCUAUUUGAAUACUUGAAGAGACAAAAAUGCUAUGUAUGUGGACCAAAGUGCCUUCAAAUUUGCCUAGCAGAAAAAAAACCGUUGCCACAAAAUAAAUCGCCUGUGUUCAUUACUGCGAUGAGAGAUUUGGUUGUUUCUGCCUCCAACAUUCCACCACAGAUCAAGGUAGUGCCAGUGGCAGUGAAGGCGUUGAAGCCAGGUUCGUCGACCGAAGACAAGUUGGACUUCUUCAGCGAGGCGGAGACGAUGAAGCGCUUCGACCACAAGAACAUUGUCAAGCUGCUCGGAGUCUGCAUGAAGGAGGCGCCUCUCUACACCAUUAUGGAGUUCAUGCUUUAUGGUCAGUGCCACAUAAUUCAAAAAGCAAUCGAAAAGGGCAUUCCGAUAAUGACUGUUGAAUGGGUGGAUGCCGUUUGGAAUGAGGGCAUCAGAAGGAAUGUACAUGCUACCAACUCUCAGUUCAACAAAUACAAAUGUCCCGUUUUCCUGGAUUUAUUUGUGACUGUAUCCAAUAUGCCGCAAUCAGACAAGGAGAAAAUCAAAAGGCUCAUCAAUAGCAAUGGAGGAACGUACUCGAAAGAAAUGAAGAAAAAUGAAACGAGUGUACUGAUCAUUUCGAAUGUGAAGAAUAGUCAGAAGUUCACUUUUGCCCAGGAGUGGAAACUGCCCUGUGUCAGUCCGUUGUGGGUUUAUGAGAGUGUCGAGAAGGGUUAUGCUCUUCCCGUUGAUGAUUACGUCAUGAAACCCACAGUUCACAGUUCAACGCCGACCAAGGAUGACCAGCUAGAAAGAAUGAGUUUUGGAGCAGCUGACAUAUCUGCAGUGGCAGGAACGAGUUUAUCCUACCAGAGUGGAUCACUUCCGUCCUGCAACGACACCACUCUGCUAUUCAACAAAGCCGCAGCACUGAAGUCUGCCGCCAAAUCCAAGUCAUCCGCACAACAUUCCUACAAAACCGAUCUCGAUAAACUGAACCUCACAGAUGCUAAACGAGCUGGUGCCUUUCUGGAAGGCUGCAAGGUGUAUCUGAGUGGUUUUGGAGCAGCUGACAUAUCUGCAGUGGCAGGAAUGAGUUUAUCCUACCAGAGUGGAUCACAUCCGUCCUGCAACGACACCACUCUGCUAUUCAACAAAGCCGCAGCACUGAAGUCUGCCGCCAAAUCCAAGUCAUCCGCACAACAUUCCUACAAAACCGAUCUCGAUAAACUGAACCUCACAGAUGCUAAACGAGCUGGUGCCUUUCUGGAAGGCUGCAAGGUGUAUCUGAGUGGUUUCAAGAGCGCAGAGCAGGACAAACUCAAGAGAAUACUGACUUUGGCCGGCGCCGUUGUCUUCAUGGAAAUAUCCGACGCCGUUUCGCAUGUGAUUUGCGGCGAGUUUGUGGCUGCUGACAUGAAGGCUGUCAACAAAUCAGCUAACAGACCGUUUCUGGUGACAGUGGAAUGGCUCGUUGUCAGUGUUGCUCAGAAAUCGACUGCUCCGGAAGAAAUCUAUUGCAAAUUAGUGAGCGAAGUGUCAGCUGAUCCAGAGCCUCCCUCUCCGCUCAGUCAGAAGGGUAUGAAGUUGUUGAAAAGAAGUGAGACUCUUAGUCCCGAUCAAACAAAAGUAGCGGCUAAAGAAAAAUCGCCAGAAGAUGUUGAGUCUAAAGAAGCCAAUCAUUCAGUGGUCAAUAGGAAACUUUUUGGAGAUUGUGAUAACGAUGAACCGUCUGAAGAUAAGAAUGACAAGCAACAAGAUGACGUAAUAGAGAUCAAGGAUGACAUGGAGAAUGGUGAAGAAGCAUCUGUCACUGAGGGCCCCAUUUUUAAAGGUUUGGCUUUCCUCAUUCUGGACUUUGAAGACACCACAGAGGAGCUGAUCAGGAAUAUGAUUAAUGAGAAUGGCGGAAAGGUGGUCUCACAGAUUUACAAGGGAGUCACGGAUCAGUUCACAGACUACGCCAUUGUUCCCUUUGAAGGCGCCUCAGGACAGUUACAGCUACAGUCUACUGUUGUCACUCAUAUAUGGCUCGAAGACUGUGUUCAGGAGAAUAAACUUCUUCCAGUAGUGUAUUACCACGAGCCGAUAUCUAUCUUGAACAGCUGUGCGCCUCUCACUGGUUGUGUCAUCACCAUUUCUACAUAUACAAACAAAGAACGUAUCUUCCUCGAUGCCUUAGUUGAAGCACUGGGAGCUAUUUCGCAAGAGGUGUUUGCUCGUAAAGACAACGUCGCUAAGGGCGUGAAGGCUUGUACACAUCUGGUAACUCCGUCGGCCGGCAGCCAGAAGUACAUGGCCGCGCUCAAAUGGAACAUCCCCACUGUCACCAAAGACUGGCUGCUCAGCUGUGCCAGGCUCGGCAAACGACUGCCGGAAAUUCAAUUUUCGGUAGCUGCCCAAGAUGGAAAUCAAGUUUGUCAGCCCCCAACAGCUCCCCGUGCACCGGCUUCAAAUGACGCAUCAAAUGACUGUCAAGUAAAAGACACUCCUCGUCCCAGAGAUGAUAAGCGAAUCUCGUUGUUAGUGCCCACAAAAGUAACAGAUUUGUCACAGCAGAAGACUAUUUUUGCGCCUGUCAAUGAAGAAACACCGAAAAGAUGUACCAGAACAGGCAACGAGACUCGAGUGCCGACAAAUGAAGAUGAAAAGUGUGAAACACCGGUUGCAUCUACUAGUUUUCAAAGGUCCAGUAGUCAUCGGUCGGUGUCGAACAAAGGAGACGGAGGAACAGACGCGCCUCCUUCAACCGGCUAUCAAAAUAGAACACCGGUCGCUUCUACCAGUUUUCAAAGGUCCAGUAGUCAUCGGUCUACAACGAACCAAGGAGAUGGAGAAACAGAGGCGCCUCCCUCAACCGGCUAUCAAAAUAGAACACCGGUCGCUUCUACCAGCUUUCAAAGGUCCAGUAGUCAUCGGUCUGUGUCCAACCAAGUAGAUGGAGAAACAGAGGCGCCUCCCUCAACCGGCUAUCAAUGUGGAACGCCGAUAAAUCUCGAUAACAGAACAAGGAAAUCGUUGGGAUUGACUCCCGCCUACAAACUUCCGUGGGAAAUGUCGACACCGGACACACCCUAUGAAAAGCUGCUCCCUCACUCAGGCGGUGGCAAAGAGGCUAGGAAGCGAAUCAAGCAUUGCAUCGAUAAUUUCAGUCAGAAUGUGCCCAAAAUACCUUCACCAAGGAAAAGAAAAAUGAGCACGCCAUUAUCAGAAUUAAUGAAGAGAGCAAAGGCUAAAUUUGGAUUAACGCCGGAUACGUCGAUGGUAGACUCUAAUAACGUGACCGGAAGUGAAGACAUUGAAAAUUGUGCCGAUGUGAAAAAUGAGAAAUCCUUUAAAGAGUCAACAACUGGCCCUAAAAACACGGAUCAUUGUAAUGAUAAUACUGAUAAUGGAAUAGAAACUGAACAGUCAUCAACCUCGACCAAAACUCCUGCGAAAACGUCUGCAGGAUCCGAAUUUUUGGAUGUAUUGAAUGAAAAGCUGCAGAAUCUUACGCCUGCCUGUCAAGAAGUGAAACGAUGGAUUCCUGACACAAACGAUCAGGUUGUAUCAGCGCGAAAAUCGACUGAAUCUAAAAGAGCAAGCACAAAAAGCAUGUGCAAGUUGGGACUGCGAGUCGCAACCAAUCGAUGUUGGCUGGCAGGAACCUGUGGAAGAAAGGGAGAAAGCAAGGUGGAGUCAGAAAUUGCUAUAACAGCUGCGUGCGUGCGAGCCGAAUGCCGGGGAGAACGCACAACUGACUGCCUCACUCUUUCUAUAUUUUCUGGAGUUCUGAUGAAUGAGAAGAAAGGCAGAUAUGAAGAGGUGAUAGUAGGCCUGGGUGGCACAUUGAUCAAGACUGAUAUUUACUCGAGUGAGAUCACACAUCUAAUCACUGAUGGUCCCAAGAGGAGUGAAAAACUGCUCUGCAGCAUUGCGGCCGGUCACUACAUUCUACACACUUCCUACUUGGAUGAAUCUUCCAAAUCUGGUUACUUCCUACCGGAAGAACAAUUUGAAUGGGGCAAUGAAUUAGCCAAGGAAAAUCUCCCCAACCUUCCAGCUGAGAAUGAAAGACUUCUAGCAGAAGCUGCAUAUAAGUGGCGAUUAAGAGUUUGUAACAGCAAAACAAAAACUGGAGCUUAUGAUAAAAUGAAGGCUGUCAUAUUCACUACUUCAAAUAAGAUGUAUGAAAAUUUAUUCAGACUGAUAAAUGCAGGAAAUGGAGAAGUUUUGGGAAGAAAGGAAGACUUGAAUGCCACACACUGUUUCAUCGACCCGAAAUAUAAUAGCAAGAUAAACGUGGAACUUUUGGCUUCAAAGAACAUCUAUUGUUUGAAUUCUGUCAACUUAGUUGACAUCCUAGUGAAUAUGCAGCUCGACUAUGAGGCUAUCAUUCCCAAAGACUAUAUCAAAUACUAUAAAUUUUAAUUGUACUUUAUUCACAAUUCUAUUGUUUUUUCAACCUUGACUAGAUUAGUCUUGUUCUAAACAUUCUCGUUCAUUGAAUGUUUAUCACCUGAGACCUGGAGACCUGUACCUAAAAAUUAUAAAUCAAACAUUAGAAAUCGAAUCCAUAAAUAAAAAUAGGAAGAUAUUGAGGAAUAAUUUUGUUAACAUGAAGUUAGAAAUCUAAAACUAUCACAAUUUUCUCCAGCUUUGUAACAGAAAUUGGUAUUAAUAGGUUAAGAUUCAAUCUUGAUAAUUGAGUUAGAAUAGAUAUUAACUAUAGCUGUACUUCAAAUUACAAAGAGAAUACAUAAAUUAAAUUUUUAGUGUGGAGCAUUUCCAUUCAAGCUCGUUUCUACCUAAACUUCUUAGAUAUACUUACUUACUCCCAGGGCCAUCUAUAUCUAAGUUGAUAUUUGGCCGCACCAACAGUCUCCACGUAGUUCACUCCUCAGCAUCUCUUUCUGUCGCUCCAAGCCUCUCCAUGUUAGUCUUAACCGGUUGCCAUCAUCUCUGUAUGGGUCUCCCACGGGGUCUUCUUCCUGGAGGGUUGGGUGUUGAAACUUUUUCCAGAUUGGACUCUUCUCCUCUCCUGAGUACGUGCCUGGCCCAUUGUAAUAUCCUACAUUGUAUUUAGCUCACAAUGUCUGGUUUAUUGUAGAGGUCUCUGAUUACCUUAUUAUGUUUCCUCCUCCAUUCUCCUUGCUUGUACGUGGGCCCAUAUAUCUUUCGCAGCACUUAAUUUUCAAACUAUGAGUUUUCGUACUUCUUUCUUGGUCAUUUUCCAAGUUUCAGACCCGUAGAGUGGUACUGGACUUGUUUAGUAUAGUCUGAGCUUUGUUUUGUGAGAUAGGGACUAUCGGUCCCUAUUGUUUUGUGAGAUAGGGACUAGUAAUUUGUUGCAGCCAUACAUACACCUGUUUGCUGAGUUUAUCCUAUUUUGUAACUCUAUAAUAUCCAAAUUUUUACUUGAAAAUGUUACCUCGAGCUAUUUGAAUUGCUGUAUUUGCUCGAAUUCAUGCUCAUCUAUUUUCAAGCUACCCAUAAUAUUUUCCCUCUGGUUUCUUGUGAAAUGUAUAAAUUUAGUUUGGAGUCAUUUAUUAUCAGGCCAAUUUUCUCUGCUUCUUCUAUUAGCAAUUUGGUAAGGGUUUUCAUAAUAUUUUCCCUCUGGUUUCUUGUAAAAUCUAUAAAUUUAGUUUUGGAGUCAUUUGUUAUCAGACCAAUUUCCUCUGCUUCUUCUAUUAGCAAUUUGGUAAUGGGUUUCAAUUUAGUUUUGGAGUCAUUUAUUAUCAGGUCAAUUUUCUCUGCUUCUUCUAUUAGCAAUUUUCUAAGGGUUUCACUUUCUGAAAUAAUUGCCACAUCAUCUGCAAAAGCCAACACAUUAAUCUUCGAUCCAACCUCUACAUCCACAUCUUGUUGAGCUACUUUUUGAAGCGCUUCUUCUAUGGCCAAGUUGGAUAGAAUUGGAGAGACCCAUCUCCCUGUCUGACUCCUGAAUUAACCAAGAACGGUUCACUGUAGUGGCCAUCUAUUUUAACAGAGCAUCUUGGUCCUGUCACACUCAUUUUUGACAAAUUGAUGAGUUUCUUUGGGAUACCAAAUUUAUCUAGUUGUGUCCAUAGUUUACCCCUUUUAAUACUAUCAUAUGCUUUUUGGAAGUCUAUGAAAACUGCAAAUAAUACUUUUUGUACUCCCAGUACACUGCUAUUAUUUCUUUUAAGAUGAAAACUUGGUUUGAUGUUGACCUGCCUUUCCCAAACCCAGCUUGGUGCUCUUCAAUUAUCCCGCCACAAUAGAAUUCUAGGCGGUUGAGAAUUACUUUUUAUAUCACUUUAUAGGGUACACUAAGAAGCAAGAUGCCGCAGUCUUCUUUAGUACCUUUUUUUAGUAUGGGCACUAUAACAGCUUCUUGCCAUCCAGAUGGUAUUUGUUUUUUCUCCCAAAUUUCUAGGAUCAGUUCCACUUACUUCGUCUUCUUUAGUACCUUUUUUUAGUAUGGGUACCAUAACAGCUUCAUGCCAUCCAGAUGGUAUUUGUUCUUUCUCCCAAAUUUCUAGGAUCAGUUCCACUUUCUUCGUCUUCUUUAGUACCUUUUUUUAGUAUGGGUACCAUAACAGCUUCUUGCCAUUCAGAUGCUAUGUGUUCUUUCUCCCAAAUUUCUAGGAUCAGUUCCACAGUUUUUCUGUAAUUACUUCGCCCCCUUUCUUUAAUAGUUCUGCUGUUAUCUCAUUUCUUCCAGGUGCCUUAUUGUAGCAUUUGAUAGCUUUUUCCACUUCUGAUCUGGUUGGGGGUUCUGCAUUAGGCUGAACGUUGUAAUAAUAAUAGGUACUGCUCAUUCUGUAGGUUUUUUUUUUAAAUCAAAUCAAAUUUGGUGUAGAGUUUGGUUCUCUACAUUGAGUAAUUCACAAAAGUAUUCUCUCCAUCUUUCUAGUACUUUUUGACUCUCAGUUACUAUCAUUUUUCACUCCAUAGAGGUGUGGAGUGAAUCAUUUCUUAAAGAAUCUCACUUUUCUGUAGAAGUCUCUUGCAUUAUUUGAUGUAUUGUCUUCCCCAGCUUUGUCCAGUAGCCCAAUAAUAUGGAGUAGUUGUUUCCCUCUUAGCAGCUUAUUGGGUUCUCUAUUAGACUCUCUGUAUAGCUCCCGGUCUUCUAUACUAUUGCCAUUCACCUCUAAUUCAAGGCCGCGGC